AUGGGUCACCAGUCAACAAAUGAUCUUCUAGAACAGUUAGAUAAACUCUUAAACGUGUAUGAUUUUUCUAAUACUACGCGAACUUCCUUGCUGGGAUGUGUGAACUUAAUAUACCAAUCAGAUUUGGAAGAGACUUAUAGCAAACCUAUGUUAUGGAUUGGGUUGUAUAUCGCGUUGGCAUCUCUGGUUUGCAUCCUUGCCAUGGUGGCUGAUUUAAUACAUGGUUUACGUAGCCGACAGCUAUGGUUUCCGUGUAAAUACUUUAGAAUUAAUGCUGCUUUUCUCACCCUUAUAUCUAUAGCAAUGAAACUACCUGUGGAUCUAAGUGGUUCGAUGCCGGGUGUUGUGGACCAAACAGCCAAGCUCGGAAGCAUGGCCUUUAUGUGCACCAUGAUGGCUAAUUUAUUACCUUGUUUAGCAACCAUGAACAACGAUGAACUUCUGUCAAACAUCACAGCUUUGUGUGUUCUUGUAAUCACAUUGGUUGUGAAUGUUUGCAUUCAAAUACAAACAGGUGUUUUAGAUAGUCUAAGCGCCAUAGUAGCCAUCAUGUAUGUGACUUGGUUACUUGAGUUGUUGCUAUUACAUCUGUGUUCAUCAUUAGCGAUUGUAAAAUCCAAACAGAUUAUAGAAUCAAAAUACCAAAAACGUCAUGAUGCAGCUUCAGAAGACAUUCAACAAUCAUCAGGAAGAUUAUUAACUGUUGAGAAGCUGCAAAAGCAUGUGCGCAACCACUGGAUUAUGGCAGCAAGUGGCAGCCCCCAAUUCAUCACAGCUUGCUCUCCUGCAGCAUCUGCUUCUGGGGUAAUAUGUGCUUUAAUCACUGGCUUACACGCUCUUACUAUGCUAGUAGGUAUUAUGGGUAUGAAGGAGAAGGACUAUCAGUCGGUUUAUAAGUGGUCGAUGAUGGUAAUUCUCAUAGUACAAUCUAUCGGAGUUGUGAUUGGUGCAAUUGCACCACUUUCUAGAUGUUUUGCAACAUUAAGCUUUAAAGUUUCAUCCAAAAUCAUUUUAAACCAUUUUAAGGUCUUUAAAGUAGAGAGCUACUGGACAUGGAAGUUAUAUGAUUGGAAACAUGGUGGUAUACAUGAAUUUCGUAGCCGCAACCUCGAGGUGAUCAUUGAGACUUUGAAAAAGCUAAUUCUCAGCUUAUGUAUAAAGUUUCAAAAGGGAGUUGUAGUGAUGUGCAAGAUAACGGCCUUGGCCCCGUUUCUCUUUAUGAUAUGUGUCUUGUAUUGUUUCCGUUGUAUGAAGUGGUUAUUAAAGGCCGUGUUUACUUCACUGGGAAAGAAGUUUGAGAAGUUGGAACGAAACAAUGAUCUUCGCCCUUACGUUUUACAACUUGAUGAUGACAUCGAGCUUGCUGAGAGAACACUGGUAGGCCUUAUAAAAUAUGUAAACCAAUUUAUGGAAAAGGGUGCAAAAAGUUCACCUGACAAUCUCAUGAAGUUACUUAAAAAAAGUACUAGAGAUUUUCAAGGAGUGCAAAAGUUUGACCACAUUGAUCAUGAUGUUCCAUCAAAAGUAGAUUAUCAAGACUGUUGGAGGUUACCUGUGGUAACCUUAACAGCCAUUGCAGUUUCUCUUCCUGCGAUCGAAAAGGAGGAAGUUGAUAGCUUGUUAGAAAGUGUGAGGGAAGGUCUGGUAUAUGUCACAAUUGUGGAAAAAGGCCUCAAUGCAACCGAUAACCAUGUUAGUGCGCAAAAGGCGACUGAAACUUUGUGGCGAGAAAUUAGAUUAGGCAAAAAAUGGUUAGGAAACGAGUUGCAAGACCCUGCUCUUCAAAUGAAUACAGCCGGGCAGAUUGUUGAAUGGUUAAGGGAUAGAGCUAAAAACAUGGCUUUCACGAAGGAGACAAGCAAGAAUAAUAUUGGAGGUCCAAAUGAUGAUCCCAUAACAAGGUCUAUUUGUGCCUACUCAAUGUAUCGUAUAACUGAAACAAUCCUGCUUGCCUACCACACCAACAAUGAUGCCACAGUUAGCCAAAAGGAACUAUUUGAUACCUUAUCAUCAAUGAUCGCUGACAUAAUCGCCGCUUGUCUCACCAACUUACCACAAGUCAUAAGAAUGAAAUGCCACACUUGUGCGAUAGAGGAAAGGGAGGCGAGUGUCAAAGAUGCAGCCCAACUUCUAGGUGAGACUACACAAAUAAUCGGAAUCCUUCAAGAUCACUAUAUUCCAAACAUGGAUCCAAGUGACAUGCCAUAUCUCGACAAAUGGCGUUCUUAUUUAAGUAAUCCCUGA
Molecule: messenger RNA, 2244 nt
Organism: Helianthus annuus (common sunflower)
Lineage: Eukaryota; Viridiplantae; Streptophyta; Magnoliopsida; Asterales; Asteraceae
Exons: 1
Coding region: 1-2244 (747 amino acids)
Source: RefSeq, a predicted model, not a curated record